GCGCGGAGCAAGGCGCGCGCGCAGCCACUGUGAGCGCGCUUAAACAGCGGCGACCCUAGUGAACCUAGGCAGGCCUCGCAAUAGCACGUCGCCUGUACCUCGUCCGCCCCAGCCUCUAGGCCCUCAGGACUACCGGCCCACCCACCAAGCUCUCAGGCCCACCCGGCCCAGUGCCCCCGGCCCGCCUACUGCUCCGGACCAGCCCGUUCCCCACAGCCGCGAGCCGCCAUGGGGGUGGAGGGCUGCACCAAGUGCAUCAAGUACUUGCUCUUCGUCUUCAAUUUCGUCUUCUGGCUGGCCGGAGGCGUGAUCUUGGGUGUGGCCCUGUGGCUGCGCCAUGACCCGCAGACCACCAGCCUGCUCUACCUGGAGCUGGGAAACAAGCCGGCACCCAACACCUUCUAUGUGGGCAUCUACAUCCUCAUUGCUGUGGGAGCUGUGAUGAUGUUUGUCGGCUUUCUUGGCUGUUACGGGGCCAUCCAGGAGUCCCAGUGCCUAUUGGGGACGUUCUUCACCUGCCUCGUGAUCCUCUUUGCCUGUGAAGUGGCCGCUGGCAUCUGGGGCUUCGUCAACAAGGACCAGAUUGCCAAGGACGUGAAGCAGUUCUACGACCAGGCUUUGCAGCAGGCUGUGGUAGAUGACGAUGCUAACAACGCCAAGGCUGUGGUGAAGACUUUCCAUGAGACGCUCAACUGCUGUGGCUCCAACACAUUGAUUGCGCUGUCCAAUUCGGUGCUGAGGAACAACCUGUGUCCAUCGGGCACCGCCUUCAUAAAUACCUUAUGGAAGGAUGACUGCCACAAGAAGAUCGACGAACUCUUCUCCGGGAAGCUGUACCUCAUUGGCAUCGCAGCCAUAGUGGUUGCUGUCAUCAUGAUCUUUGAGAUGAUCCUGAGCAUGGUGCUGUGCUGUGGUAUCCGGAACAGCUCUGUGUACUGAGACCCUGCAGUUCCAGCUGCUGGGACCCCUGCAGUGCCCCCAGAGUGACCCGGAGGCUGCUGCGGGCAUUGCUGCCUGUGUAUAUAAUGUUUCCGGUAUUACUCUGCUACACUUAGCCUUUUUACUUUUGAGGUUUUGUUUUCAUUCUGAACUUUCCUAUUACUUUUUGGGGCUGGCGUCACUUGUAGGUGGCGUGUGUGGGGGUGGAGCUGGCCUAGACCUUGAGGUGGCUCUGGGCACCCUGGAGAGUUCUGCCUGCUGAGCCAGGCAACUCCCAGAGACCACUUGCCCAGAUGCUCAGCAUGGCCAAGCUGGGUGGGGCUAUCUGCCUACCCCUGGCCCAUUCUGUGGGCUGCAUGGCUCACCUUUUUAAUCCUUGUUUCUCUCCUGCCCCCAUUUCAAGAACUGGGUCUGUGAGCACUCUUAUGCCUUCAAUGCACCUGUCCUUUCUAACAUGUCACCAUCAACUUAAUUACAUCUUGAAACAGACAUUUAAUAAAGAAGGAAAAUCAGGCAUGCUAACAA
Molecule: messenger RNA, 1464 nt
Organism: Cavia porcellus (domestic guinea pig)
Lineage: Eukaryota; Metazoa; Chordata; Mammalia; Rodentia; Caviidae
Gene: Cd81
Product: CD81 molecule
Exons: 8
Coding region: 229-939 (236 amino acids)
Cellular component (GO): plasma membrane
Source: RefSeq, a predicted model, not a curated record